This is a messenger RNA of Oncorhynchus nerka (sockeye salmon), 4422 nucleotides long. Its product is annotated as prostaglandin D2 receptor 2-like. Gene Ontology annotation, molecular function: G protein-coupled receptor activity; complement receptor activity. The transcript is spliced from 2 exons. Gene Ontology annotation, cellular component: plasma membrane. The record is from RefSeq and is a predicted model, not a curated record. Gene Ontology annotation, biological process: inflammatory response; positive regulation of cytosolic calcium ion concentration; phospholipase C-activating G protein-coupled receptor signaling pathway. The coding region runs from base 1748 to 2923 and encodes 391 amino acids. NCBI's taxonomy places the organism in Eukaryota, Metazoa, Chordata, Actinopteri, Salmoniformes, Salmonidae.
CAGGACAGAAAAGUGCGCCGUUGUAACCCGCAGAUCAGUGUGGACUGUAGUGCUACAUUCCAAAUGUCACCCUAUUUGUCUGGUCAAAACUAGUGCAUUUUGUAGUGAAUAGGAUGCCAUUUGGGACAGAUCCUCUCGACCCAACUUUACCACUUCUCUGUUCAGUUUAGCAUGAAACCAGUUCUCAGCCAGGUCUCAUAGACUAGACGUAACAUAGUAAAUGUAAAUCCUUGACACUCAAAUUAGUAUGGUUUCUUUUACAUGUGGUACGUUUGGUAUAAGAUCUAUGGUUACUUCAGGAAAAAAUGGAAGUUGGGUGGUUGGCUGGGCAUAUAACAUGAAUGUCUAGCAACCUAAAGGUUGUGAGUUCGAAUGUUGUCACGGACAACUUUAGCAUUUCAGCAAAUGUUUGAGUAUUUACUUUUUUAGCUACUUUGCAACUACUUAGUGUGUUCGCAAAUCCUUCCCCUAACCUUAACCCUAUAACAUAUCAUAAUAAAUAAGAGUGUUUUGGAUUUGCAUACAGAAUAAUACGAAUUGCUCUUUGACCAGGUUGGUGUUCUGCAAUAGCCAGGUAUGGAUUGGGAUCCCCAGAGAAAUAGCCUCAGGCAUUACUAAUACACCAUUCCAUUUUUCUCCUUGAGGUUCCCAUACUUGCCCAUUAUUAGCACUCUGGCCAGCCUGUUUUUCAAAACACCCAAAUAGUAUUCUAACUAGGCCCUUAUCAAUCUAUAAGAACAGAAUAUAUUGUCCACAGUCACUAAAUUAGAUUUCUUUUGAGAUAUCAUUUGAAAUGUUUUAUGUUGCUGUGCCUUAGUACCAAAAGCCUAUGUUGAGUGGAAUCAUUUGCAUUCCCUAUGCAAAGAUAGGCUACCCUUUUUUUUUUAGAACUGCAUGCAAUAAACCGCAGAUGGACAAUGGCACAUCACAUAUCUUGCCCGAGAGAACUUUGAAUUUCCUGUUCUACAGAACCUGUCACUGUGACGCAAGUCUAAUUAGUGAUGCAAUUGUUGUGCUUGGAUUAUUGUUUUACUGUCAAUGAUGCUUUGCCAUACACACCAUGCACGUGGGAACGGGUUGAGAAAAGAGUAGUUAUUUUGUGUGAAUGUUGUUUGAAUGGAUGCUUUCUCACUCGUUGAUGAAGCAAACAAUGGGUGACUCACGUCUGAAGUUUCCCCCUCGACACAUCACAACUGAGUGUGGUAUUCGAGCAUAUUUUUGUGGUCGUCAGCAAUCUCUUAAUCAGCACUGCAAAGAAACAGCUUGUGUGUGUGAGAGAGAAAUAUAAUGCAUCAAAAGAGUUGCAGAGCGUAUCAAAACCAUAAGAUUGCAUUGAGGAAUGAGGAUAUGAACUGCUUUUAUUCCCCAGGUCCACUUUAAAAAAAAUAUAUAUACUGUUUUUACACAUUUUGGGUUGGGUUGAGGUCCUUUUAAUUGGUUUCUUCUGAAACUUCUUCUUCUGCUAUAUCACCAAUAAUCAGUAGUCAGUGUAUUAACAAGGCCAGAUAACCUUAUCUUUAAUCUGUCAAAUGCUUUUCAUCCCCAGUUCAACUGACUAGUGGGUGUAACUGCAGGCGUGUCAGUGUGCUUGAAUACCCACCAAUCAUAACUACACUGAUCACAACCAGGCCAGCAAGUCUCCCAAGGUGGACUCAGCAGUGGAGAGAGAAUUCUCAGUUAAGUGUUGUAUACAGGAAUUCAGAGUCAAAGUGGACAAAGUGUCAGAAGCAGAAUCCGAACUGUCAAGAUGACCAAUUCUACCAGCAGCCCCGGCUACUGCCCUCUCAUCCAGGCCAUGGUGAACGCCAGCGUACCCUCCAACUCCUCGGCUGAGGUGGGGGCUCUGAGCCUGGCCACGGUGUGUCUCCACGGCCUGGUCUCCUCCUUCGGCAUCCUGGAGAACAUCCUCAUCCUGGGGGUUGUGGGUUUCCGUGUCCGCCGUACCGUCAUCAGCGUGUGGAUCCUCAACCUGGCUGCCUCGGACCUCUUGGCCACAGCUUCACUCCCCUUCUUCACCAUCUUCCUGGCCCGUGGAGGCACCUGGACCCUGGGCACCACCUUCUGCAAACUCCACUCCUCCAUCUUCUUCCUCAACAUGUUCGUCAGCGCCUUCCUGCUUGCGGCCAUCUCUCUGGACCGCUGUCUGGUGGUUCACAAGCCCGUCUGGGUCCACAACCGGAGGAACGUGCAGCUGGUCGGCAGGGUAUGUGGAAUCAUCUGGGCCCUGGCUGUGCUCUGUACGGUACCGUACUACCUGUUCCGGGAUACUAUUCAUCGGCAUGACGGGAGGGUCAUGUGUUACUAUAACUACGCUCAGUAUCUCCCAGUUAGGGAGUUUGACCUAAAAGAUCUGUGUGAGGCUCGCCAGGAUGCCCUGGCCUUCUCUAAGCUCCUCCUGGCCUUCAUUCUUCCCCUGGUGGUCAUUGUGUGGAGCUAUGUAUCAGUGACCAUUGGUAUCGCGCGGCGUGGCCGCAACCGGCACCCUUUCCGCUUCGUUAGACUAGUGGUAGCAGUGUUGAUGAGCUUUGUGGUCUGCUGGGCUCCAUACCACGUCUUCAGCGUCCUGGAGGCUGUAGCUCAGUAUCGACCCUCCCUCCGGGGCCUCGUGGCCAGCGGCCUGCCCCCCACCGCCAGCCUAGCCUUCCUCAACAGUGUGCUAAACCCCAUCCUCUAUGUGUUCAGCUGUCCGGACCUGUGCCAUAAGAUCAGACAGUCCCUUGCGGCAGUAAUGGAGAGCGUGCUGGCGGAGGACCUAGGGGAGUGGUCACGGCGACAAAGCACGCAGAGAUCUUCCAGCAGUACCUCAGAGCUGCUGCUGAGGGGGAGGAGGUCCCUCAACAAUGCCCCCAGCCUGAGAGGAAGAGACUUCAGGGCGGAGGAGGAGGCGGCACAGAAGACGAAGGAACCACACCCUGCUAACUGAGAAGGUGUUGUGUUAAUGACAGUUCCAAAGCCAGGUUCGCGUCUAGGUUCUGCAACAGUGGGAUACAUAAUGAUGCGUUUAUAAAUCAUUGUAUUUUGAAUCCGUGUUAUGUACAGCAUAGACACCAGAAGGAUUGAGGAAUAUAUCUUGUGUGUUUUGCAAUGGUUUCAGUAGUGUUAAACCAAAGGCUCAGCAAUGUGCUAGUAUGCUUUUAUAUUUGCUUUUUGCUUUUGUACGGUACCCAUUCCAAGUAGGCUCUGAUGCACCCCUUUUCAAUUGCAGACUUGCCUGCUAAUGUAAAUGGUGACCCACUGGUCUCGCUUUGGCAAGUCACUACUAGGGAAUUUCUGGACGCUCUUAGUUAUUGAUGGUAAAAGUCCACUGGGGCAGACAUGCUUGACCCAAGUAUUCUACGACUUGCUGUACAUAUGAUUGUGGAACCCUUGACACAUAUCUUUUUAAUCUAUGAUCCCUGCUAUCUUCGUAAUUAUCACACAAUCUCAAAACGUUCAUGUCUAGCGAAGAUAUUAGAAGUCUCUGUAAAGUCUCAGCUGCUCUCCUUUUUUAGAUGGAUAAUCUAUUCCGAAUGCUCACCAGUCAGGCUUUAGGCCAGUACAGAGCACCACCUUGGCUGCUUUAUAUGGUUAACGCGCUAGGAAACAGGAAACGGCACCGCUCUGCCCUUUUAUAUUGGUCUGUUGAAAGCAUGCGAUAUGGUUGAUCAUGCACUCCUGCUACGGAGGCUAUCUGAAAUGUGUGUAGACCAACUGGCCUGUAGCUGGUUCAAAAAUGAUCUACACGACAGACGUAAAUGUACACUGAGUGUACAAAACAUUAGGAACACCUUCCUAAUAUUGAUUUGCACGCUCUUGUCCUCAGAACAGCCUCAUUUCGUUGGGUGAUGGAUUCUACAAGGUGUCAAAAGCAUUCCACAGGGAUGCUGGCUCAUGUUGACUCCAAUGCUUCUCACAGUUGUCAAGUUGGCUGGAUGUUCUUUGGGUGGUGGACUAUUCUUGAUACACACGGGAAACUGUUGAGCAUGGAAAAACCCAUCAGUGUUGCAGUUCCUGACUCAAACCAGUGUGCCUGGCACCUACUACGAUACUCCGUUCAAAGGCACUUAAAUAUUUUGUUUUGCCCAUUCACCCUUUGAUUGGCACAUACACACUCCAUGCUUCAAUUGUGUCGAGACUUAAAAAUCUUUCUUUAACCUGUCUCCUCUUCAUCUACACUGAUUGAAGUGGAUUUAACAAGUGACAGCAAACAGGGAUCAUAGCAUUCACCUGGAUUCACCUGGUCAGUCUUUGUCAUGGAAGGAGCCGGUGUUUGCAAUGUCUUGUACACUCAGUGUCUGUCUGCUGAUGGAGUUCAGUCUAUUUUUUUAAAUAUUUUUUUUACAUAACCAAGGAGUGCCACAAGGCUCAAUACUAUGCCUUUUACUGUUCACUAUUUAAAUUAAUAAUGUUUGUCCCUAAAUAAUAAAAAUGGGCUUACAUCUC